Molecule: messenger RNA, 6973 nt
Organism: Neogale vison (American mink)
Lineage: Eukaryota; Metazoa; Chordata; Mammalia; Carnivora; Mustelidae
Gene: HEATR5B
Product: HEAT repeat containing 5B
Exons: 37
Coding region: 164-6376 (2070 amino acids)
Biological process (GO): intracellular protein localization; retrograde transport, endosome to Golgi; endocytosis
Cellular component (GO): membrane; endocytic vesicle; Golgi apparatus
Source: RefSeq, a predicted model, not a curated record
GUCGUUUGGCCGAUGCUUCUCGCCCCGGAACUCAGCUGUUCAGCCCCUGCCACAGUAGGAGUAAGCUCUAUGCCGAACGAGGGACUCGAACCCACAACUCCAAGUUCAAGAGUCGCAGGCUCUACUGACUCAGCCAGCCAGGUGUGACUUUUAAACUUCAGUAAUGGAGCUAGCCCACAGUUUAUUGCUAAAUGAAGAAGCUUUGGCUCAAAUCACUGAGGCAAAGAGACCAGUUUUUAUCUUUGAAUGGUUGCGAUUUCUUGAUAAAGUCUUGGUUGCUGCCAACAAGACUGAUGUAAAGGAAAAACAGAAAAAACUUGUUGAACAAUUAACUGGAUUAAUAAGUAGUUCGCCUGGACCACCUACACGAAAACUGUUGGCUAAAAAUCUUGCAGCUCUUUAUAGCAUUGGGGAUACUUUUACGGUUUUUCAAACGCUUGAUAAAUGUAAUGACAUUAUCAGAAAUAAAGAUGACACUGCAGCCUACUUACCAACAAAACUGGCUGCAGUGGCUUGUGUUGGAGCAUUUUAUGAAAAAAUGGGGAGAAUGUUAGGAAGUGCUUUUCCAGAGACAGUGAAUAAUCUUCUGAAAUCUCUAAAAAGUGCAGAGUCUCAAGGGCGAAGUGAAAUCUUAAUGAGCCUACAGAAAGUUCUGAAUGGACUGGGAGGUGCAGCAGCUUCCUCUCAUCGUGAUAUUUACAAGAAUGCCAGGUCCCUCUUGACUGACAGGUCGAUGGCUGUUCGAUGUGCAGUUGCCAAGUGUCUACUAGAGCUACAGAAUGAAGCUGUGUUCAUGUGGACUGCUGAAUUAGAAAAUAUUGCCACUCACUGCUUUAAGGCUUUGGAAAAUUCAAAUUACGGGGUUCGAGUGGCAGUGUCUAAACUCUUAGGAACAGUCAUGGCUACAGCGUUGAUGCCAAAACAAGCAACAGUAAUGCGCCAGAACGUGAAGCGAGCGACAUUUGAUGAAGUCUUAGAACUCAUGGCCACAGGAUUUCUACGUGGAGGGUCAGGUUUUUUAAAGAGUGGUGGAGAGAUGUUAAAAGUCGGAGGGUCUGUUAAUCGUGAAGUAAGAGUUGGAGUUACACAGGCGUACGUUGUUUUUGUGACUACAUUGGGUGGUCAGUGGUUGGAGCGUAGCUUUGCUACAUUCUUGUCCCACGUACUUGAUCUGGUGUCCCAUCCUCGGGCAACGCAAACGCAUGUAGAAGCUGUGUACUCAAGGCGAUGUGUCUCCUUUAUCCUAAGAGCUACUGUGGGCAGUCUGCUAGGUGAAAAAGCCCAGAUUGCAGCUGCCAAAGAAAUAUGCCAAGCUAUUGGAAAACAAAUGAAGGCAGUAGAAGCAGUAGUGAAUGAUACUAGCGGUGAAAACAAAUCUGGAGCAGCCGACAUUGCAGCAAGCCAGCAUGUGAUGGUGUGCGCCCUCCAAGAACUCGGGAGCCUGGUGCAGAGCCUGAAUGCUACCGCAUCCCCUCUUAUUCAGGAAGCAUCUAUAGGACUUUUGGAAACUGUGACUUCCGUGCUGCUUCAUCCAAGUAUGGCUGCCCGGCUUGCCGCCGCCUGGUGUUUGCGCUGCGUGGCGGUGGCAUUACCAUUCCAGCUGACACCGUUUCUAGACAGGUGUGCAGAACGGCUCAACAACUUGAAAACGUCACCAGAAGCUGUUAGUGGAUACAGCUUUGCCAUGGCUGCUUUGUUAGGCGGAGUUCAUCAGUGUCCGUUGGGCAUUCCUCAUGCCAAGGGAAAGAUGGUAGUUAGUAUUGCUGAAGAUCUCUUACGAACUGCUGCCCAAAAUAGCAGGCUGUCUUUACAGCGCACCCAAGCUGGAUGGCUUUUACUUGGAGCACUUAUGACUUUAGGACCAUCUGUUGUUCGUUAUCAUCUGCCCAAGAUGUUGUUAUUGUGGAGAAAUGUUUUUCCUCGUUCUCUAAAGGAGUUGGAGGCUGAGAAGGCCCGAGGCGAUUCUUUUACUUGGCAGGUAACAUUGGAAGGUCGUGCCGGAGCUUUAUGUGCAAUGAGGAGUUUUGUUGCACAUUGCCCUGAGCUCCUAACUGAAGAUGUGAUUAGAAAAUUGAUGACUCCUAUUGAAUGUGCCAUGACUAUGAUGUCACACAUUCCGUCUGUAAUUAAAGCCCAUGGAGCUCAUCUGAAAGCCAGUGCUGCAAUGGUCCGUUUAAGACUUUACGAUAUCUUGGCUUUGUUACCUCCAAAAACUUAUGAAGGAUCUUUCAAUGCACUUCUGAGAGAACUGGUAGCAGAAUUCACUUUGACUGACAAUUCAGCGAACACAACUACUUCCCUCCUCAGAUCCCUCUGCCAUUAUGAUGACAGCGUUCUUCUGGGUUCCUGGCUUCAAGAAACUGAUCAUAAAUCAAUUGAAGACCAGCUCCAGCCAAACAGCGCGUCCGGAAGUGGGGCUCUGGAGCAUGAUCCAUCCUCCAUUUACUUACGCAUACCUGCCGGAGAAGCUGUGCCUGGUCCUCUCCCACUUGGGGUUUCAGUCAUUGAUGCUUCCGUGGCCCUUUUUGGUGUAGUGUUUCCUCAUGUGUCUUAUAAACACCGAUUACAGAUGUUGGAUCACUUUGCCGAAUGUGUUAAACAAGCCAAAGGUGUCCGCCAGCAGGCUGUGCAGCUUAAUAUUUUUACUGCUGUUCUUAGCGCAUUAAAGGGCCUGGCUGAAAACAAAAGUACUUUAGGACCUGAGGAAGUUCGUAAAUCUGCUCUGACUCUGGUUAUGGGUGCUCUGGACAACCCAAACCCCAUCUUACGAUGUGCGGCAGGGGAAGCUCUUGGAAGAAUGGCUCAGGUGGUUGGGGAAGCAACCUUCAUUGCCAGAAUGGCCCAGUAUAGCUUUGACAAAUUGAAAUCAGCCCGUGAUGUUGUAUCCAGAACUGGCCAUUCAUUGGCUCUGGGUUGCUUACAUCGCUAUGUUGGUGGUAUUGGCUCAGGACAACAUCUGAAAACCAGUGUCAGCAUUUUAUUGGCUCUAGCACAAGAUGGAACAUCCUCUGAAGUUCAGACAUGGUCUCUUCAUUCACUUGCUCUUAUAGUGGAUUCUAGUGGCCCAAUGUAUCGCGGAUAUGUGGAACCAACAUUAUCUCUAGUUCUUACCUUGCUGUUGACUGUUCCACCUUCACAUACAGAAGUUCAUCAAUGUUUGGGUAGAUGCUUGGGUGCCAUCAUAACUACUGUUGGCCCUGAGCUACAAGGGAAUGGAGCGACAAUUUCCACCAUUCGUUCUUCUUGUUUGGUGGGUUGUGCAAUAACCCAGGACCAUUCCGAUUCUCUGGUUCAGGCAGCUGCCAUAUCUUGCCUUCAGCAGCUUCACAUGUUUGCACCACGACAUGUCAAUCUCUCUAGUCUUGUUCCCAGCCUGUGUGUUCACUUGUGUAGCUCCCAUUUGCUACUUCGCCGAGCAGCUGUGGCUUGUCUCCGGCAGCUUGCACAAAGGGAAGCAGCUGAAGUGUGUGAAUAUGCCAUGAGCCUAGCAAAAACUGCAGGUGACAAGGAGAGCCCUGGUACUCAUGUCAAUCCUUUUGCACCUGGAGUCAGUUCUCGAAGUGAUAUCCACUGCCGGCACCAAGGUGUUAAUAUAACAGAAACUGGUCUCGAGGGACUUCUUUUUGGAAUGCUAGACCGGGAGACAGACAGAAAAUUAUGUUCUGAUAUUCAUGAUACUUUGGGGCAUAUGCUUUCAUCACUGGCCGUAGAAAAACUUUCGCAUUGGCUAAUGCUUUGUAAAGAUGUCCUGGCAGCUUCUAGUGAUAUGAGCACUGCCACUCUCGUAAGUAGUGGAAAAGAUGAGGAAUCUGAGAAGAAAGAUGAGAUGGAUGAUGAUACCAUGUUCACCACACUAGGGGAAGAAGAUAAAUCAAAGCCCUUUGUGGCCCCUCGCUGGGCCACUCGGGUGUUCGCUGCAGACUGCCUGUGCCGAAUCAUCAAUUUGUGUGAGAAUGCGGACCAGGCCCACUUUGACCUUGCCAUGGCACGUUCUGCUAAACUACGAAACCCUACAAAUGACCUGUUGGUACUUCAUCUCUCUGACCUGAUUCGCAUGGCAUUCAUGGCUGCAACUGAUCAUAGUAACCAGCUGCGGAUGGCUGGGCUCCAAGCACUUGAGGACAUUAUCAAGAAGUUUGCAUCUGUGCCUGAGCCAGAAUUUCCAGGCCAUGUGAUUCUGGAGCAAUAUCAAGCUAACGUGGGAGCUGCUCUAAGACCAGCCUUUUCACAAGAUACCCCAUCAGACAUAAUAGCAAAAGCUUGCCAGGUGUGUAGUACAUGGAUUGGAAGUGGAGUUGUCAGUGAUCUCAAUGACCUCCGUCGAGUGCACAAUCUACUUGUCUCUUCUCUGGACAAAGUGCAGGCUGGAAAAGGAUCUUCAAGCCAGCUGUACCGAGAGAGUGCUACAACCAUGGAAAAGCUGGCUGUUCUCAAAGCGUGGGCAGAGGUGUAUGUGGUUGCUAUGAAUAUUAAGAAGGAAGCAGAGUCAAAGCCAAAAAGAGCAAUGAAAAGUACUGAUGAUGAUGAUGAUGAUUAUGGUGCCAUAGAUGAACUACCACCAGAUAGUUUGAUAACACUUGUGCAGCCCGAACUGCCAACACUCAGUCGCCUGUGGUUGGCAGCGUUAAAAGACUAUGCACUUUUGACUCUGCCGGCUGAGUUUGCUAGUCAGCUCCCCCCCGAUGGUGGAGCAUUUUAUACUCCCGAGACCAUUGAUACAGCUAGACUUCACUACCGGAAUUCAUGGGCCCCGAUUCUUCACGCGGUGGCACUUUGGUUAAAUAGCACAGGAUUUACAUGUUCAGAGUCUACAGAAGCAGCAGCAAUACCUGGCUUACAGAAACGUGCUACACCCGUCAAUUUAAACCAGACAUCGGGAGCAAUGCCUGGUGCUAAAUCUUUGCCAGAAAUUAACAAAGACAGAAUGCAUCUGAUUUUAGGUGUGAGCAUACAGUUCCUUUGUUCCCCCAGACCUGAGGAGCCUAUUGAACAUGUCACAGCAUGUCUACAGGCCUUACACACCUUGCUCGAUUCUCCUUAUGCCCGAAUCCAUAUUGCAGAAGAUCAGCUGAUUGGUGUUGAGUUGCUAAGUGUUCUGCACCGCCUCCUGUUGACCUGGAACCCACCCUCUGUUCAGCUGCUGGUCACUGGGGUCGUACAACAGAUAGUAAGAGCUGCUCAGGAUUAUCUGCAAGAAAAAAGAAACACUCUAAAUGAAGAUGAUGUGGAAAAAGAGUCAUGUCUUAUAGUUGGAGAAGGCGGUGACAGCGGUGGUCUUGUUCCUGGAAAAUCUCUUGUGUUUGCAACUAUGGAGCUGUUGAUGUUCAUUUUAGUACGUCAUAUGCCACAUCUCAGUACCAAGAUGUCGGAUUCACCCAGUCACAUAGCCACCAAAACUCGACUGUCAGAAGAAAGUGCUCGUUUGGUGGCAGCCACAGUUACCAUACUCUCUGACUUACCGUCCCUUUGUUCGCCUGCUGGGUGUAUGACAAUCCUGCCCACGAUUCUAUUUUUAAUUGCAAGAAUAUUGAAAGACACAGCGAUAAAGUCUGCAGAUAAUCAGGUUCCUCUGCCAGUCAGUGCAGCACUUCAAGGAAUUAAAAGCAUCGUGACACUCUCGAUGGCCAAGACUGAAGACACUCAGAAACAGUGGACAGCUCUGAUUCGCAGCACUCUCGCAUGCAUCCUGGAAUAUUCUCAACCAGAAGAUUCCAUGCCUAUGCCUGAUGAAGUAAGCAUGCUAACAGCAAUUGCACUCUUCCUGUGGUCUGCUAGUAGUGAAAUAAUAGGAGUCCAGUCAUUACAGAAUGGCUGCAUGAACAGAUUUAAAAAUGCACUGAAUUCUUGUGACCCAUGGGUCCAAGCCAAGUGUUAUCAGCUUCUCCUCUCAGUCUUCCAACAUUCCAAUCGUGCCCUUUCAACUCCAUAUAUCCAUUCCUUGGCUCCAAUAGUGGUUGAAAAGCUGAAAGCUGUUGAAAGAAACAGACCAGCCAGUAGCACAGAACUUUUAGCUGUUCAAGAAGGAAUCAAAGUUCUGGAAACAUUAGUUGCUCUUGGGGAAGAACAAAACAGAGUCCAGUUACUUGCCCUUUUAGUUCCCACUUUGAUCUCUUACCUGCUGGAUGAAAAUUCUUUUGCCUCAGCAAGUACAGUUUCCAAAGAUCUUCAUGAGUUUGCACUCCAGAAUUUAAUGCAUAUUGGACCUCUGUAUCCACAUGCUUUCAAGACAGUAAUGGGAGCGGCUCCUGAGUUGAAAGUACGUUUGGAAACUGCUGUUCGAGCAAGCCAAGCCAGCAAAGCUAAAGCAGCCACCAGGCAGCCAACCCCUGCUGUACAUUCUGCACCAACAAUUAAGCUAAAAACCAGUUUUUUUUAACUUGAUAUUCCAUUCAUUUUUAUUUAUAUUGUCAACUGGCAACUAAUUAGUGAUCGCCGUUAUACCUUUCCGGGCUAUAGGUUCUACUUCAUUUGUAUAUGAGUAUUGUAUGCUUCUAAGUAGGUUAAGUAAAAUGAUGCUCAUGCCAUUUUCUGAUUUGAAAGGGGUAAUUCUUUUUAUCAUGGGGCAGAUGUGCUCUCCUUUUUUUUCCUGUAAUAUUUCCUUUUUAUUAAUUUAUUUUUUAAAUACUGAGCCAUAGUCUCUUAAAUUUAAGUGCUAAAAACAAUUGUAUCAUGUUGGGCAGCCUAUUGGUAUUGUCAGGAAAAAAAUAAGUCAAUAUUCAACAUCUGUCAUGAAAAAAUUUAAUUGAGAAACAAGCAGAAUUUAGAUUUUGAAGUAACUCAAAUAAUGGAAAAUGUUUCAUGGUGUAUAUAAUAUGAAUAAAGUCACACUUUCUUAGCAUUUCUCAGAAUGUCCUUAUCUUUCUGAUAGAUCUUUUUACUUCCAUGUUAGAUAACUAAAUUAUGCCUGUAUUUUAGGUGUUAGCUGAAUUAAAGCUCUCAUUGAAAGAUCCAUUAAAAUGUUUCAAAUGUGGAA